UGAUGUCACUUUUGCAAUUAGUUCCAAUUCCAAAAAAUGUACACAACUUCAGCGAGCGACUUUUUUACUCCCAGCGUUUUUCCAUUUUAAUUGUAUUAAAUCCCACUGAAAGCUUAUUUCAUAUCGUUAAAUUGAUUGGUUUUGUCUGAUUUUAAUUUAUUUGUUCGUAAACCGUUUUAUAAGUGCUUUUGGAAUCAUGUCUCGAUACAAUCAGUCAAAUCACAGCAGCUACGCUCAGACAUAUAAACUUGUUGUAGUAGGAGGAGGAGGAGUUGGAAAAUCAGCAAUUACUAUACAGUUUAUACAGAGUUAUUUUGUCCAUGAUUAUGAUCCAACUAUUGAAGACUCAUACAACAAACAAUGUGUUAUCGAUGAUAUUCCUGCCAAACUCGAUAUUUUGGAUACUGCUGGACAGGAAGAAUUCAGUGCAAUGCGUGAACAGUACAUGAGAUCUGGCGAAGGGUUUCUAUUGGUUUUCGCCGUGACGGAUCAUGCAAGUUUCGAUGAAAUUUACAAAUUUCACAAGCAAAUACUGCGCGUAAAAGAUCGUGACGAAUUUCCAAUGUUGAUGGUUGGAAAUAAAUCAGACUUGGAUCACCAGAGAGUUGUUUCACUGGAAGAAGCUCAGCAACUGAGCAGGCAACUGAAGAUUCCGUACAUUGAAUGCAGUGCUAAACUACGAAUCAAUGUUGAUCAGGCUUUUCACGAACUAGUCCGUGUAGUUAGAAAGUUUCAACUAUCAGAAAGACCGCUUAUAGAUGAGAAGAAAAAACGGAAGGGCAGUAAGAAAAAGUGUUGUAUUCUCUAAUGGACGAACACGCGUUUAAAUGCAAAUCUGCCUUCCGUUAACUAGGCAUAGAAACAAGCAUCGCAGAUCCGAAUUGCUAAAACCAAACAAAACGCACACUAUGGUCAACGCAUGGCAAAGCACUGUUCUAAACAGUUUUUGAAACAACUUUGGAAAGUCAUGUCUGAGUAAAAACUGCCGUACUAAUAAUUUAUAGAAGAGCUUAGAGAAGAUUGUGGAUGGUUCAAACUGUGGCACGGGAUUAUUUUAAACGAUCAAACUAUAUCAAAAACCUAAUAUCCUCAAUUUACUGAUUUUUAUUAACUUUAUUAACUGUGCCAUAUGUUUGCAAUUAUUGGAUUUUAUCAUAGUCGAAAUAGAGAGUAUACAAAUGUGCCUAACCGAUAUUAAAUGUAUCAAAAACGUGUGAACUUGUUCAGGAAUAACAUCCCAGUGUAGCAGAUGGUCGAGAAAGCAUUUCCAGCAUUGUUCUAUUAACAGAAAAAACUUAUAAAUAUUUUUAUCAGAAUAACUAUGAAAUUUUUUGUUCUCCACUGAAUGUAAGAACAAUAGAUAUCAUGAUGAUAGUACGACUAGAAAGUAUACAAUGUUAUCAAGAAUAAUCGCAGAAAAUUAUAUUUACUAAAUAUAUGCAAAUUAUUAUAAUAUAUAGAAAUGGAUGUUACAUUGUGUUUUAUAGAAUAAGCUCGAAAAAUAAUCACUACAGUACACCUGAGUUGUUAACGUUAUCGGUAAUGAAGUUUCAACAUAAAUGCAAUGUAACGCCAUCAUUAACCAAAAUAACUAGCUUUAAAUGUGCUUACAAUUAUUGUCAACAGGUAAUUAUGUGAGUGUUUUGUUUUUUUUUUCUGUACUAUUGGCAACACCAAGAUUCAAGUUUUAAGAACGGUGCUAAACUAAAUUCACGUUUCAAUUUCAAAUAAUAAAAAAAAGAAAACGCAUACAAUAAAAUUAACAAACGUCUGAUCGAAGCAUUAACGAAAAUAUAUAUAUAUUUAAACGUUGACAAACUA
This is a messenger RNA of Wyeomyia smithii (pitcher-plant mosquito), 1821 nucleotides long. RefSeq names its product ras-like protein 2 (gene Ras64B). Gene Ontology annotation, biological process: signal transduction. The record is from RefSeq and is a predicted model, not a curated record. Gene Ontology annotation, molecular function: GTP binding; GTPase activity; GDP binding. Lineage: Eukaryota; Metazoa; Arthropoda; Insecta; Diptera; Culicidae. The transcript has 3 exons. Bases 197 to 808 code for a protein of 203 amino acids. Gene Ontology annotation, cellular component: plasma membrane.